Molecule: messenger RNA, 1418 nt
Organism: Cloeon dipterum
Lineage: Eukaryota; Metazoa; Arthropoda; Insecta; Ephemeroptera; Baetidae
Gene: eIF4EHP
Product: eukaryotic translation initiation factor 4E homologous protein
Exons: 6
Coding region: 150-809 (219 amino acids)
Biological process (GO): translational initiation
Cellular component (GO): eukaryotic translation initiation factor 4F complex; cytoplasm
Molecular function (GO): RNA 7-methylguanosine cap binding; translation initiation factor activity
Source: RefSeq, a predicted model, not a curated record
GUUUCAAUUUUUCAUCUGCACUCGAUUGUGAUUCUGAAGGACACAAAUUUAUUUUAUACUACUUCCUAGCGGGAUUUUCAUACGUUUACUCGCGGAAAAUUCUGGUUUCCCUAUUUUGGAUUCAAAUAACUGUCCAAAGCGUGAAUACGAUGGCCAACAAAUUUGACGCUCUGAAGACCUCAGACGACUCUGGAGAAGAGGAAAAUUCGCCUAGAAAAUCUGACGUUCACAAGGAAGACUUGCCAGAAAUUGAGGUUCCUCCUGGAGAUCACAGACUUCAAUAUGCGUACUCCUUUUGGUUUAGCAGGAGAACCCCAGGGAAGCAAGCGAUUCACAAUUACGACCAAAACCUGAAGAGAGUUGGACGGUUUGCAUCUGUCGAACAGUUCUGGAAUUUGUACAGUCACCUGUUGAGGCCUUCAGAGUUGCAGGGACACUCUGACUAUCACGUUUUUAAAGACGGCAUCAAACCCAUGUGGGAGGAUGAAGCAAAUCAAAAGGGAGGGAAAUGGAUCGUCCGUUUGAGAAAGGGCGUCGUGUCAAGAUGUUGGGAAAAUUUACUGCUCGCAAUGCUUGGAGAGCAGUUCAUGGUUGGGCAGGAGAUUUGUGGAGUUGUUGUGUCUGUGAGAUUUCAGGAGGACUUCAUUUCUGUGUGGAAUAGGACCGCUUCAGAUCAAUCAACCACUGCUAGAAUUAGAGACACGCUCAAAAGAGUGCUGAAUUUCCCGCCAAACACGAUACUUGAAUACAAAACUCAUACAGAGAGCCUCAAAACCUGGAAAGGAGGCCCUCCACCAAGACCUGCAUAGUUGAGUGCAUCACCGCAAAGUGCCAGGGAUAUUUAGUUAAUGAGAAGUUUCUGUUAUGCAGUCUUAAGGCAAGCGCAAGUGAGAAUUAGAUUAUUUGUUUCCGUGUGUGCGCACUAGGCUGAUCCCCUUUGUUUAGGGCAGUUUAGGCGGAUUUCGGGGGCUGUUAAUCGAAAGUGUCUGCCAAUUUGUCCCUCCAGCCUGUCGCUACAAGUGGAGGGGGGCGAGAGCAAGUUCUGCCACUUGCCUGCUCUCCCUCCACUGCUCGCUUUGAUCGCAAACAGCACCACGACGGCUGGGGAAUCACGGAUCUAAUUGUAAGACAACUGGCCGCAGAAUUCAUGGUCCUCCAUCAACCACUCUGUCUGACCUAAUUGUAACAUUUAUCUUGCGCUUGCCUUGGUCUUGAAUGAACUAAUCUAAUCAACAAAUUCAAAGGCCGAAUAAAUUGGGAAAGACUAACAGUCUUGAUUGCUGUCUUGGUUACACAUCUGUGUAUAUUCAAUUUGUCAUUUAUAAAUUAUACAUAUUAUAUGAAGAGAAAGGUUUUAGCGCAACUUCUCUGCAACUGGAUGUGAAUGGUGAUUCUUGAAAUAAAUAUCUAUUUAAAAA